Tinamus guttatus (white-throated tinamou) is the source of this 1674-nucleotide messenger RNA. Lineage: Eukaryota; Metazoa; Chordata; Aves; Tinamiformes; Tinamidae. The record is from RefSeq and is a predicted model, not a curated record.
CUCAGCAAGGCGGUGAGGGAGGUUCGGCGCAGGCUGGCGGCCUGCAAGACGGGAUCCGGAGCGUCGGAGUCGCCCGGAGGCGCCUGGAGAGACAAACCGGCGUCAUCCGGGACGCUCCUGGGCUCCGGAGAGGAGGAAGAGGAGGAGGAAGAGGAGGAAUUUCUCCUGUUUGGCUGUCACGACCUUCCGGCUGAACUGCAGGAGCAAGCGAGCGCCGAGCGGGAAGGCGACUUCUGCUGCAGGAUUGAGCUGGAAAAGCUUGGCGGCGGCUCCGGGAAGGAUCCGAAGUCGCCCGGCUCCCGAGUGUCCCUCGAGCUCUGGGCUGGAGUGGACGAGGAGGAAAGGAAGAAGCAGCGCCAACGGGAAUUCCUGCGAUUCCGGCGCCUUUUCAUGGACCUGGAGCGGGAGCAAGUGCGGGAGCAGCAGCGGCACAAGGAGCGGCAGAAGAGAGUCGCCAAGAUCAAGAGCGCCAAGGAGAGCGAGCGGCGCGCCGAGGAGCGGAGGCUGCGGGAGGAGGCUCCGGAGCAGGAUCCGGAAAGGGCCUGCGAGAUCCUGGCGCGCCUGGAGCUGGACGAGCGGCGGCUCCGCGAGACGCGGGAGGAGCGGCGGCGGACGUGGGGUGGUCGCGGAUCGGGGUGGUGUCCCCGAUCCGGGGCACAUCCCGCGUCCUUGCGCCGGCAGAGCCAGCUGCACCUCAACUGCUCCAACGGCUCCAACGGCACCGGCGACUGCAGCUGGGCGCCCUUCGACGGGGACAACUACAAGGAGCUGUUCGGCGCCCUGGAUAACGCCUUCCUGGUGGCCUACGCCGUGGGAAUGUUCAUCAGCGGGAUCUUCGGCGAGCGGCUGCCCCUGCGCUACUACCUCUCCAGCGGGAUGCUGCUCAGCGGCCUCUUCACGGCGCUCUUCGGCCUCGGAUACUUCUGGAAUAUCCAUGUGCUCUGGUACUACAUCGUCAUGCAGAUCUGCAACGGUUUGGUGCAGACGACGGGCUGGCCGGCCGUGGUGGCGUGCGUGGGGAAUUGGUUCGGGAAGGGCAAGAGAGGGCUCAUCAUGGGCGUCUGGAAUUCCCACACGUCCGUGGGGAACAUCGUGGGCUCCCUCCUCGCCGGCGUGUGGGUCUCCUCCGUCUGGGGCCUCUCAUUUGUGGUGCCUGGAAUCGUCAUCGCCUCCGUGGGCAUCGUCUGCUUCUUCUUCCUCGUGGAGCGCGGCAUCUUGGGCGGCAUCGUCGCCGGCCUCGUCUCCGACUACACGGGCGGCCGGGCCACCACGUGCUGCGUCAUGCUGGUCCUCGCCGCUCCCAUGCUCUUCCUCUACAACCACAUCGGCCAGAACGGCAUCGGCACGUCCAUAGCCAUGCUCAUCGUGUGCGGCGGGCUGGUCAACGGACCCUACGCCCUCAUCACCACGGCCGUCUCGGCCGACUUGGGAACGCACGAGAGCCUCCAAGGCAACGCCAAGGCCCUCUCCACCGUCACGGCCAUCAUCGACGGCACGGGCUCCAUAGGCGCCGCGUUGGGGCCCUUGCUGGCCGGCCUCAUCUCGCCCACGGGAUGGAACAACGUCUUCUACAUGCUCAUCACGGCCGACGUCCUGGCGUGCCUGCUCCUCUCGCGCGUGGUGCUCAAGGAGACCCGCGGAUGGUGCGGAUCCAUGGCGAGGAAGCGCGGGUAG